AUGAACUGGGGGAUCUUCGAGGGUCUCCUGAGCGGGGUCAACAAGUACUCCACAGCCUUCGGGCGCAUCUGGCUGUCCCUGGUCUUCAUCUUCCGCGUGCUGGUGUACCUGGUGACAGCCGAGCGCAUGUGGAGUGACGACCACAAGGACUUCGACUGUGACACCCGCCAGCCGGGCUGCUCCAACGUCUGCUUCGACGAGAUCUUCCCCGUGUCCCACGUGCGCCUCUGGGCCCUGCAGCUCAUCCUGGUCACGUGCCCCUCGCUGCUCGUGGUCAUGCAUGUGGCCUACCGCGAGGCCCGGGAGAAGAAGCACCAAGAGGCGGCAGGGAAGAAUGGCGGGCACCUCUACCCAGACCCCGGCAAGAAGCGGGGCGGGCUCUGGUGGACGUACGUCUGCAGCCUGGUGUUCAAGGCUGGCGUGGAUGCCGCCUUCCUCCACGUGUUCCACUCGUUCUACCCCAGAUACACCCUCCCUCGCGUGGUCAGGUGCCACGUGGCUCCGUGUCCCAAUACGGUGGACUGCUUCAUCUCCAAGCCCACGGAGAAGAACAUCUUCACUCUCUUCAUGGUGAUCACGGCCGUCGUUUGCAUCGUGCUCAACAUUGUGGAGCUGGCCUACCUGGUGAGCAAGAGGUGCCGCGAGUGCCUGCUGGCAAGGAAAGCCCGGGCCACGGGCCUGGGCCACCGCCGGAACUGGGCCACCACUUCCUCCAAACAGGACGACCUCCGCUUGGGCGACCUCAUCUUUCUGGGCUCAGACGCUCCCCCUCCUCUCUUACCAGACCACCCUCGAGACCACGUGAAGAAAACCAUCCUGUGA
This is a messenger RNA of Balaenoptera ricei (Rice's whale), 822 nucleotides long. RefSeq names its product gap junction protein beta 5 (gene GJB5). Lineage: Eukaryota; Metazoa; Chordata; Mammalia; Artiodactyla; Balaenopteridae. The record is from RefSeq and is a predicted model, not a curated record. The coding region runs from base 1 to 822 and encodes 273 amino acids. Gene Ontology annotation, biological process: cell communication. Gene Ontology annotation, cellular component: connexin complex. The transcript has a single exon.